CGGAGAUAGCCGAUGUAUCACGAUUGUUUCGCUUUAAUCGCCAAUUCAAACUUCCGCCUCCGGCUUUAACACGGGUUUUUGUCAAGUUUUGGUUUUGAGGAUUUCUCCACGAAAGACAUGCAAUUCGAAGUCAAUGGUUACAGGUGCUCAGGAACAGUUUUGUACAUAAAUAUGGUACAGUAAAUGCAGCCAUUUGACAUCGACGACAGCAAUGGCUACUUACACACAUGUGUUCGCUGACGAAGAAACGAAUAAUUGGUUCAAGGCACACAUUGCCUUGACUAUCGCAAAGGACGGCUUGUCGGAUUUUAUCGAUCGAGAGAUUCGAAAUGUGCAUACAGCCGUAGGUAGAAGCUGUGGUCAUUGUUCAAUAGAAAACCUGAUUAAAUGCCCUACACCAGGCAUCUGUGAAAAUAAAUACAACUGCAAAUUUCACAAUACACCAGCAAAACAAUACAAACCUUGCCCGACUAAUGUGUGUAAUCAAGUCGUCGCGAAUAUAAAAAAACAACAUCGAUAUCUUCUUCCAUCUUGGAAGAACACCUCUGCUGAACGAUGGACGACAAAUCCUUGGGAAAUCGCUAAAUGUUUUUGCCCGCGAGAAGGUUAUUUGUAUGUUACUUCCGUAGGAGACACAGACUUUAACGGAGUCAUCAACAUUCUCUUAAACUGCAGAUACUUCGACAAUGUGUUCUCAUUCUGUAUAGCAUCUGGUGCCUCCGCUCAGCCAUGCAUUCUCACGACGUUCUUGUUUCGCGGCUGAAUGAGGAACAAGGAGCCAGUUCUGUAUUCCUUAUUCAAGCCGAAUAAGGAACUGGCAUUUUCUUACUUUAACAUCAACGGACUUGAUCCAAAGUGGACCACAUAUAAAUGAACAUCAUUAUAUAUAUACAUAGGCGCGCCAGAUAGGCAGAGAUGUCCGACACUCACCGGAUUGUACUGUCAAUGGGACUGUUCUCCAUGGUUAUUUCUUGACUUUGACGGCUCUUCUGGCCGAUUCACAGUGUCUCAUUCACGACUCAACUGCUCAAAAAGCGCUAAUAAAACUGCAACAGUUACAAAAUGACAGCCUAACAAUCAGCCACAUGGAGAUGGGAAGAAUACUAAAAGAAGCACAAGAGACGCUUGAAAUGUCAAAGCAGGUUGCUGUUAACUCGGGAAAGCAAAUAUCCCAACAACUUUUAAAGGCCUUGAUGGAAAUUCAGUCUAAAAUGUCUUACUGUCAAAAGGAAAUCGAUGAACACACACAACGAGGUAUUGACAAAAUCACUUCUGCCGAAAAAUCUGCAAUUACUCGUAUCGGUCAAGUUAUGUUGGACAGUGACAGUCAAGCCACUGAUCGCAAUAUAAAAGAGUUUUUUUAUCGUUUGAUUCAUCAUUACGAGAAGGCAUUAAGCGACGUGCCGAUUUCACCGCUUGUGCCAAGCAUCAACCGAAAUAUACGAGAGUUAUACAGUUUCCCAGCUGUAAGACAAAUUUCCAGACAUAACUCAGCGAAAACAAAAGUUGACUGCUAUGCUGGGAUUUUUUACAAAGAUGAAAAAUUAAAUGGGCGCAUAUUCAUCCAAGGGGAGCCUGGCGUUGGAAAAUCCACAUUUGCCACAAAUUUAACUUUGGACUGGUUAGGGCAGAAAUCGUCGUCACAACAUUUAAAGAGCACAGUACGAUUUGUUGACGUGCAGACGCUUAAUGUUUUCGAUUUUGUCUUUUUCGUCACACUCAGAGAUUCUAUGGAUCAGCGUGAUAUAGUACGAAUGAUCAAAGCUCAACUAAUUGACACGAUUUACACUGACGAAUAUCGCGGGGUCAUCUACAAACUUCUCCAGUACAUCAUGCGAAAAUAUAGAUGUCUCGUGGUUCUGGACGGUCUAGACGAAUGGUCAGAUCCUUACGGGCAGCUUGCAAUACCUUUGAUGGCAAGUAGCAACUUUUUAUGUACGUUGCUUAUAACAACUCGUCCAUGGAAAAUGACGGAUGAACGAAUCAUCGACUCACACAUUGACAUUCUUUUAGAAAUUGAAGGUGUCGAUAAUCCAGAUUUGCUGUGCGAAAGAAUAAUUGGUUGCCUUUUCAAUAAUAAUAAGGACAUCAAACAGAGCGAAUUUAAUAGCUAUAUAGUAAACCAUCAGCUGGUUGACUUACUCUCUUCCCCUACAAUGCUCACACUGAACCUUUGUUUGUGGGCCGACGGGCUAUAUCUCAAAGGAUCAAGAUGCGAAAUAUACAGCCAUAUACUCGAUUGUUUACUAAAAAAAAUGUCGAAAAUGCCAGCCUUUUUCGGAUACCCUCCAUUUAAGUGUUUCAGAAAAACUUUGUAUUGCUUUGCAAAUGUUGCGUUGAUAGAAGCGCUUUCCAGAGUUGCGUUUGCGCUUUUAUUCUCGUACAAACAGGAGAUUUCAUUAGUGUUUGGCAACAACGAAUUGAUGAAAUACUUGUCAAAGGAACAGAAAGAAUGUGCACUGAUAUCGGGUAUUCUAUCACAACGAAAACACAUGUCUAUCGCCAUGAUAAAAUCAAUAUAUAGUUUUGUGCAUAAAUCGAUGCAGGAGUUUUUAGCAGCGUAUUAUAUAGCAAACAACCCCCAGGUCAUUCAGGAUGUCAUAGUUGGACACAUUUUCAAAUUCGGAAAUUUGCACAUAGACAUUUCUCAAAUAUUCAGAUUUCUCUGUGGUCUUAAUAUAAAAGUAGCCGAGAAACUGUCUUUUGUAAUGAAUACAACUUGUAGUUCGCUCUCGCAUUUGGGGAGAACUACACAGAAUAUAAUACUGGCGGGCUAUAAAGAGGCAAUAUCAAACAAUUAUAGUGCUACUGACAUUCGUCUAUUUCUGUUCUAUUUUAAUUUUUAUUACAUCGAUCAUACGUACUCAAAUUACACGGAAACUGACGCUAAAGAUUUAGCACGAAUUUUAUUGGCAAACAAGUCAAACGUCAAAUUUCUGAGUUUAAACAGCAGUGUUACUGAGAUUCGAAAAUAUGAAUUACAGGAUAUCAUUACUUUAUCUGCCCAUUGUCUAGAAUGUUUAGAAUUAGAUGGGGAUUAUGGUGUGUUGGACUUGUCAGCAUGCUACAAUUUAGAAGUCAUUAUUCUGCGCGGACAUGUGUCUUUUCCAACUGACAGUUUAUAUACACUAAGAAAGCUAAAAAGACUGGCAUUACUGAAUGAAGGACAGUCGUUACCUGACGAUACUCUUCGAUUGCCGCCUUCCAUUGAGCAGUUACAUGUGCGCGAUGGUGUUUAUUCCUUACCAAUGUUAAGGCAUUUACUGAACAGCGAUCAUCACAUAUAUUGCAAUAUCGAUAUAUUUGAUGAUCACAGAUAUGAAAAUGUCGACAACCAAACAGGCAUGUUUAACGGACCUUUCCUUGAUAGGCAUAAAGUAGGAAUGUCAUAUAUGUGCGAAACGUCUGGAAUCGGUCUGAAAUGUUUCGGUUUCGGUCACGGUGUUCAUGAAGCUUUGCGAGGGUCACCAAUAAGAAGAUUGUCCAUGACAGGAAUUCCAAACGCUCGAUUACUUUCGUUUAUAUUACCAACUCUAAACUGUCUGGAGGAACUUAUCAUCAGCACUAUGGAAUUGUGCUGUGAUUUAAAAUUGCCUCCAGCAAUACGAUUAAUAAAAUUUGAUCCAAUCAUAUGUUCCUCGUCAUCGCUACGUGCCUUUGCGAUAAUGUUGUCAAAAUUUAACCACCCGAUAAAAUGUGACAUGCGUGUUUGCAAAAUGAUAGAAAAUAAGACGCCAGAGUUAAUCAUAUGCCCAGAAUGGUUUUCAUGUUCACCAGAGAAAUUUUUGAUGCAAAUCAAAGACGAGGGUACAAAGAAGUAUAAAAUAGUUGAUUAUUUCGGUAUGACAGAGGUAUUGGUCUCUGUUAUCACAGAUUGUCUUCCUGCAGGAUUAACACUUGGUAAACCUAAAAAAGGAAGUUCAGUGGUGCGGAGAUACAUGACAGAGUUUAUUAAACAAAGCUUAAAUAUGAUCGACAAUUCUAAAGAGCGGUUUGUAAGUAAUUAUCCAGUGUUGUGCAAACUGUCAAUCUGUCAUGAAAACAUUUUUCAGGAAAAUGAAACUGAAAAUGCAAAAAUAAUUGUACCUAAGUUGGAAGUUCCAAGCAACAUAUCAUCAUUAUCAAUAUGGUGUAAAAGCAACGACACUGUUGAAAUAUUCGAAGCAUUAUUUGGACUGCGGAGUAUAAAGAGUGCAACUAUUGUCGGAGUAGACAAUAUAGCGUUGUUGUCAGAAGCGUUUCCGACCUUCAUAAACUUAGAAAAGAUACGAAUAAUAACCUGCCCAUGGAUGAUUACUCCAAAUGCGCUACGACGUGUACUUAGAAAUAUCUCUAACUUUAAUCAGACUGUGCAGUUGCGAAUGCUCUUCGCUUUCGAAGCUCACAGUGAAUUAUUUUUAGAAAUUAAACUAGAAUUGAGCAUGAUGAGAAAAUUUGAUAUCAUUAGGUUCGUUACUCUAAGGGGUUGUUUUGUGGGAAAUUAUUAUAAUGCUGAGGAUAUUGAAGACGACGAUUACAAACUUAUUACUCCAGCUGUCGAUGGUAUGGGCAACCAGUUCAUAAGUUUAGAUAUAAGGUAUAACUAUGACGAAGUAGCAGAAACACAAUUGUAAACUUAAAAACUCAAAUCGAAUCAAUAAUAUACGAUACCGUUUCAUGUAUUUUCAAAUAGUGUAGUUAAAAUUUUAGUAAGCUGAAAAUGGACAAAUUUAGAAUAUAUAUGUGUGGUAUUAUUUGGGUUUUAGCUUAAUUUAAAUAUGUGAGAAGACAUUAUUUGAGUUUGUGGACACUGUUAAACUAUGAACACUGUCCUUCAAAUUUAAUUAUUUGUAACCACCAACUUGUUUAUUUCAUAGUUUGGUGAUUAUAACAAGUUUCAUGCGUUCAUGAUCUGUUGUACUUCUAGCUUCAAUAAUCUUGGUAGUUACUAACUCAUACUUCAUGCUGUUCAUAUAAAAAUAAAUCACUUGAUCAACAAUUUACAAACAAAAACUGUUCAUAAUCACCGUUAAGUCAAUUUUCGUAGUAAGUAUGCUUUUUACUAUUGCAAGUGUUUGUCAUAGAGCAUUAUAAUUAUCGUUUGUUAAAUCUUUGUUAAAAUAUUAAUGAUUCCUUUUCCUUGGUGUACCUUGUGAAUGCCUUUAAUUGACUAUAUAGUUAAACAUUAAUCUCAGACUAGUCAUUAGUAGUUGAGAAAACUUGUUUAAACAUUAAUAAAUUAAAAACGCUAACAUUAACCAAGCAAUUAGAUAGGAGUUACCUGACAAGCACAGUUUUGAUAGGUCCAACAAAUAAGGUUCCCGUGGUCAUGACAGUGCUUUUAGAUGAAUGAAAUUAAUUUACAAAAGGCAUCACGGUUGUUAUAUAUGUACACAUAUAGAUGCAUACAUGAAGACUCAUUCAAUUGUCUGCCAACUACAUUGCUUUAACAUAGAGAAUUUAUAAGAACAUUUUUUGUACGAUUAUACAUAUUGGUUCAGUCAAGUCUCGUAAAAUGCAACACUUUUGUCUACAUUCAAGCCUUUACUGAACCUGGUAAAUAACAUGAAUUAUACAACUAGGAAUCUAACUGCUGGUGCGCAUUUACUGGAUAUUUGCAUCAAGUAUAAAUGAUCCUCGUUCGGCGUAUGUAGAAAACCACCCGUUUUGUACUUGUUUGGUUUAGUUUUAAUAGAUAAUAAUCUAUUUAUAUACUUCGACCUGCGUGUCGAUGAUCGUCGGUGUUGUUUUUGAUUGAUAAUAAAAAGUAAACAUAA
This is a messenger RNA of Dreissena polymorpha, 5756 nucleotides long. RefSeq lists its product as uncharacterized. NCBI's taxonomy places the organism in Eukaryota, Metazoa, Mollusca, Bivalvia, Myida, Dreissenidae. The coding region runs from base 1086 to 4613 and encodes 1175 amino acids. The transcript has 6 exons. Gene Ontology annotation, molecular function: ATP hydrolysis activity. The record is from RefSeq and is a predicted model, not a curated record.